Molecule: messenger RNA, 2863 nt
Organism: Salmo salar (Atlantic salmon)
Lineage: Eukaryota; Metazoa; Chordata; Actinopteri; Salmoniformes; Salmonidae
Product: transcriptional enhancer factor TEF-1
Biological process (GO): embryonic organ development; regulation of transcription by RNA polymerase II; hippo signaling
Cellular component (GO): transcription regulator complex
Molecular function (GO): RNA polymerase II cis-regulatory region sequence-specific DNA binding; DNA-binding transcription factor activity, RNA polymerase II-specific
Source: RefSeq, a predicted model, not a curated record
CGCAUACUUCGCAUCCCUGUAGAUACGCGGCGAAUUUUACGCACUAGCCGGCUGGUCUGGAGGAAAAAAAACCUUGUCAGUUCUGAAAAAAAAAAACAUCUCAGUUCUUACAGCAAAAUCGUAAAACAGCGUAAAUUGUGACAAUUAACCAUAAUAGAGGUGUUUAAGGGAGGGAGUUGCCGUCAAGGAUAUUUUGUUUUCCUAGCGCAAAAAAAAAGCAUACAAGUCAAGAGGACUUGUUGCAUUUCGGGUUUUCAUUUGGCCCUUUGACAUCUGUUUCUCCCCCUAGUGUGAUCCGGGCCUGGGCAUGGACGAGCGCACCGCCACUAUGGACCCCAGCAGUUGGAGCGGCAGCGAGAGCCCCGCAGACGACAUGGAGAGGAUGAGCGACGGGGCCGAGAAGGGCAUGGACGGGGACCCCGAGGGGGUGUGGAGCCCCGACAUCGACCAGAGCUUCCAGGAGGCGCUGGCUAUCUACCCGCCCUGUGGGCGGAGGAAGAUCAUCCUCUCAGACGAGGGCAAGAUGUACGGUCGCAAUGAGUUGAUAGCGAGAUACAUCAAACUAAGAACGGGAAAGACAAGGACAAGAAAGCAGGUCUCCAGUCACAUUCAGGUUCUUGCCAGACGGAAAUCUCGGGAGUUUCACACCAAGCUAAAGGUCACAUGUAUGGACCAGAGUGUGAAGGACAAGGCACUGCAGAGUAUGGCCUCCAUGUCCUCGGCUCAGAUCGUCUCUGCCACCGCCAUCCACAACAAGCUUGGCCUCCCAGGCUUCCAAAGACCCACCUUCCCUGGGGCGGCAGGGUUUUGGCAGGGUAUGAUAUCCACUGGCCAGCCUGGAUCCUCACAAGACGUUAAGCCAUUUGCCCAGCAGGCCUACCCCAUCCAGACAGCUGUAACGACCACCAUCUCAGCGUACGAGCCUCCCACAGCCCCCACGCCUACAGCCCCAGCCUGGCAGGGCCGCUCCAUCGGGACCACCAAACUCAGACUGGUGGAGUUCUCUGCCUUCCUGGAGCAGCAGAGAGACCCUGACUCUUACAACAAGCACCUGUUUGCCCACAUCGGACAGACUAACUACUCGUACAGCGAUGCCCUACUGGAGGCUGUGGACAUCCGUCAGAUCUACGAUAAGUUCCCAGAGAAGAAGGGAGGACUGAAGGAGCUCUUUGGAAAGGGCCCUCACAACUCCUUUUUCCUGGUCAAGUUCUGGGCUGAUCUGAACUGUAACAUCCAGGAUGACUCUGGGGCUUUCUACGGUGUGACCAGCCAGUAUGAGAGCUCUGAGAACAUGACCAUCACCUGCUCCACCAAGGUGUGCUCCUUCGGCAAGCAGGUGGUUGAGAAGGUGGAGACGGAAUAUGCUCGCUUCGAGAACGGACGCUUUGUCUACAGGAUAAGCCGCUCCCCCAUGUGUGAAUACAUGAUCAACUUCAUCCACAAACUCAAACACCUGCCUGAGAAAUACAUGAUGAACAGUGUCCUGGAGAACUUCACCAUCCUAUUGGUGGUGACCAACAGAGAGACACAGGAGACGCUGCUGUGCAUGGCGUGUGUGUUUGAGGUGUCGAACAGCGACCACGGAGCUCAACAUCACAUCUACCGGCUAGUCAAGGAAUAAGAGACUGAGGCCUAGAUUCAAUCAGAUCGAACGUUAACCGACAUCCACAUAGCAGAUGUUCUGGCGGUGUUGGAGGUGUAACUGCGGUAUGAGCUGAAAUAUCGGUGAGCGGCUGCUCUUGUGUGGCACCAACCCUCCCUUCCUUAAUAUCCCUACCGCGUUGGGAGUUCAAGGAAGUGUAGACUCUAUUGAUGUUAGAAGUAAUGACAUUCAAAUGUCAAACCAUUUGGAUGGGGGGGGAUUUAUACCUUAUCAGUCUAAUUCGAGUGUUUGAACUUGUAACGUGGCUGAAUGAACUUCUAACGUGGCUGCAUGGGAUUUGUCAGAUUAUAGUCGGGUGUGAUUUCGUUUCAUCCAGUGGCGGUGUCCGCAAUAAUAUAACGCAACGAGCCGCUUGUGGAUUGGACAGCUCUCUGCAGUUCCACCUCCUGACACCGCCAAAACAACCGCUAUGUGGAUGUCAAUCUGAUUGAAUCUAGCCCUGACACUCAGUGUAAACAUGCUUCAUUCAGAACUGGGACAAACUAUCACAUAGAUCUCGCUAACCUGAAGGACAUGUAGCUUAUGAAGGAUGGAGGGAAGACAUUGAAGGACAGACCCUGAGUAUUGUCAGGGUUGUGGGGGAGGACACGAGGGAACCGCCCAGUGAAACACACCUUCAGAAUGACUUACUUGACAACCUUAUGGAAAGUGGCUGUGCCUCUACACAAAUCCCACCCACAAUGUCCUUUGGUUACAUUGUGGGUGAAGUCUAUCUCGGAUAAUAUUAUCAUUAUAUUUUUGUCUUUUUAAUGUAUAUUUGUAUGAGUGCAGCUGUCAAUCUGUGGUAUAGUUGUGUCAUGUGCCAUUUUUCCAGACUAGUUCAGGUCUGUAGUGUAGAAAGUGUACAUAUGAAGGGGCAUUGCGUAACAUAGGGAGAUGUUCUGUGGAUUACAUUUGGAAACUACUAUCAGUUUCCAGCUUUUUAUACUGUAGUCAUCACCAAUGUCAACCAAUUACAGAUCAUAAUAGCCUUUCUUAAUGAGAUAAAUAGAAAAACUAUACAAACAGUUACUACAUACACUAUAUAUACAAAUGUACGUAGACACCCCAUCAAAUUAGUGGAUUUGGCUAUUUCAGCCACACCCGUUGCCGACAGGUGUAUAAAAUCGAGCCCACCACCAUGCAAUCUCCAUAGACAAACAUUAGCAGUAGAAUGGCCUUACCGAAGAGCUCAGUGACUUUCAACGUGGCACCGUCAUA